Molecule: messenger RNA, 502 nt
Organism: Psammomys obesus (fat sand rat)
Lineage: Eukaryota; Metazoa; Chordata; Mammalia; Rodentia; Muridae
Gene: Lsm5
Product: LSM5 homolog, U6 small nuclear RNA and mRNA degradation associated
Exons: 5
Coding region: 14-289 (91 amino acids)
Biological process (GO): mRNA splicing, via spliceosome
Cellular component (GO): U6 snRNP; U4/U6 x U5 tri-snRNP complex; Lsm1-7-Pat1 complex
Molecular function (GO): RNA binding
Source: RefSeq, a predicted model, not a curated record
UUCCGGCGUGGCCAUGGCGGCUAACGCGACCACCAACCCGUCCCAGCUCCUGCCACUAGAGCUUGUGGACAAGUGUAUAGGAUCAAGAAUUCACAUUGUGAUGAAGAGUGAUAAGGAAAUUGUUGGUACACUCCUGGGAUUUGAUGACUUUGUCAAUAUGGUGCUGGAAGAUGUCACAGAGUUUGAAAUUACACCAGAAGGAAGAAGGAUUACAAAAUUAGAUCAGAUUUUACUAAACGGAAAUAACAUAACAAUGCUGGUUCCUGGAGGAGAAGGGCCUGAAGUAUGAGUGGAUUUUCUUGACUUACACUAGAUUCUGGCUUUUUUUAAAAAAAAAAACCUUUAAUGUUUAGAUUCUAUAAAAUGAAGUUUCCGUUAAAGGGAAACACUUUGAAGAUAUUCAUCCAUUUUUCUAAGCUAAUCAUGGUUAUUUUGGGAAAAGGAGAGUUUUGUUUUGUCUUGUUUUUUUAAAGACUGAAAAAAUAAAGAUGUUUUUGGUUAA